AUGGUUGCGAAGGAAUUGGAUUACAUCAGAUCUAGGGAAAUUGCGUCCGGUUCGUCCGACGAAAAAAACGGUGGUGUUUACAUUGAUGCCUUUGACGCACAAGACUCGAAACCUCCCUUAACGGGAUUCGCCAAAUGGAAAGACGGUUUCAAAAGAGCCGAUACUGACGAAAUGGGUCUCGAUCCAAACUUGUCGGAAGCGGAAAAGAUUGCCAUUUUGACUGCAAAUUCACCCUUGUCUCGUUCCUUGAAACAGAGACACCUUACCAUGAUUGCCAUUGGUGGAUCAAUUGUACGUACCAAACAACCAGUUUCAAAACAUCAACAGUUUGCAAUUUCUUUUUACUAACAUUAGUGAUUUUUUUUAGGGUACAGGUUUGUUUGUUGGUUCGGGAAGUUCACUUCAUACUGGUGGUCCCGCAGGUUUGUUGAUUGCGUACAUUUUGAUUGGUACCAUGAUUUACUGUACUGUUCACUCGUUGGGUGAACUCGCCGUUACUUUCCCCGUGUCCGGAGCUUUCGUCACUUACAACACCAGAUUCAUUGACCCAUCAUGGGGUUUCGCCAUGGCGUGGAACUAUGCGAUGCAAUGGCUCGUGGUUCUACCACUAGAGUUGGUGGCUGCGGCAGUGACAAUCAAGUACUGGGACACCACAACAAAUUCAGCCGCGUUUGUCGUGAUAUUCUAUGUGCUUAUUAUCGCAAUUAACAUGUUUGGUGUGAGAGGUUAUGGUGAAUCGGAGUUUAUUUUCAGUAUUAUCAAGGUCACCGCUGUUUUAGGUUUUAUGAUUUUGGGUAUAGUAUUGGCUGCUGGUGGAACUGGAAAGGGAUACAUUGGAGGCAAGUACUGGCAACACCCAGGUGCCUUUGCCAACGGGGUGAAAGGUGUCAUUACUGUCUUUGUUGGUGCUGCUUUCGCGUUUGCCGGUACUGAGUUAGUCGGUUUAGCAGCUGCCGAGUCCACAAAUCCACGAAAAUCCUUACCUUCCGCUUGUCGUCAAGUUUUCUGGAGAAUCACCUUGUUCUACGUCAUUUCAUUGACGCUUAUCGGGUUGUUGGUUCCGUACAACGAGGAGAGAUUAUUCAACGCUGAAAACACCGCUAGUGCCUCACCUUUCGUCAUUGCCAUCAAAAACGGGGGAAUCAAAGGUUUGCCAUCUGUGAUGAACGUGGUUAUCAUGAUUGCAGUCAUCUCCGUCGGUAACUCUUCCGUGUUUGGCUCGUCAAGAACACUCGCCGCUUUAGCCGCAUCAAACCAAGCUCCAAAGAUUUUCGGUUACAUUGACAAAGAAGGUCGUCCAUUGGUGGGAAUCAUCUUCCAACUCGUAAUCGGUGCCUUGUGUUUCCUUGCAGCCUCACCAAAACAAAACUUGGUGUUCAACUGGUUAUUGGCCCUCUCGGGUUUAUCAUCCAUUUUCACCUGGGGCUCCAUCAACUUGUGCCACAUUAGGUUCAGAAGAGCAUUGAAAGUGCAAGGCAGAGAUACCUCCGAGUUGGCAUUCACUUCUCAGCCUGGUGUCCUUGGUGCUUAUUGGGGUGCAGGAUUGAACUUGGCCGUCUUGGGCCUCCAAGUCUGGAUCGCCAUCUUCCCCUUGGGUGAAAAGCCAAGUGCCGAAGCUUUCUUUAUGAACUUGUUGACUGUUCCAGUUGUCAUUGUCUUUUACGUUGGUCACAAGUUGUGGACUAGAAACUGGAGAAUUUUCUACAGAGCCAACGAGAUUGACAUUGACACUGGUAGAGCCGACUUGGACUUGGAGUUGUUGAAACAGGAACUCGCCGAGGAGAGGGAGUACAUGGCUGCUCAGCCAUUCUACAAAAGAUGGUGGAGUGUCUGGUGUUGA
Lodderomyces beijingensis is the source of this 1840-nucleotide messenger RNA. The record is from the annotation of a GenBank genome assembly. Lineage: Eukaryota; Fungi; Ascomycota; Pichiomycetes; Serinales; Debaryomycetaceae.